This is a messenger RNA of Microtus ochrogaster (prairie vole), 1409 nucleotides long. It is a transcript of the gene Tfpi2, whose product is annotated as tissue factor pathway inhibitor 2. Gene Ontology annotation, molecular function: serine-type endopeptidase inhibitor activity. The record is from RefSeq and is a predicted model, not a curated record. Gene Ontology annotation, cellular component: extracellular region. Gene Ontology annotation, biological process: negative regulation of peptidase activity. Lineage: Eukaryota; Metazoa; Chordata; Mammalia; Rodentia; Cricetidae.
GGAGACCGCCUGCUUAAAGGCCGCUCUCCUGUGAGCAAGUAAUUGGCAGUCUCUUCCCUGCACGCCGUCCAGGGAGCUGCAGCUCCACCCUGCAUUAUGGACCCUGCUAUGCCCCUGAGACUGUGGCUUCUGCCGCUGCUCCUGGUGGGUUCCGCUCGCGGUCUCGCUUCAGCAUCCGCCCAAGGGAAUAAUUUAGAGAUCUGCCUUUUGCCUUUGGAGAGAGGACCUUGUCGGGCUCUCCUCCCCAGGUUCUACUAUGAUAGGAACCGGCAGAGGUGCCGCAAAUUCAAGUACGGGGGCUGCCUGGGCAACGCCAACAAUUUCCACAGUAUGGAUCUCUGUGAACACACUUGUGGGGAUAUCGAGAAAGUCCCUCCAGUGUGUCGCUUAGAACUCAAAACGUACCCAUGCGACAAGCGCCAUUUGCAGUAUUUCUUCAACCUGAAUACCAUGACAUGCGAACCCCUUAGCUUUCAUCGGUGCAGCAAAUCUUUGAACAUAUUCCCCGACGAAAAUACUUGUAAGAAACGCUGUGAACCAAGCAAAAUUCCAUCAUUUUGCUCCAGUCCAAAAGAUGAAGGCCUGUGUUCUGCCAAUAUAACGCGCUACUAUUUUAAUUCAAGAAACAAAGCCUGUGAGACCUUCACCUACACUGGCUGUGGUGGAAAUGAAAAUAACUUUUAUUACCUGGAAGAUUGCGACCGUGUUUGCGUUAAAGCCCCAAAGAAGCCAAAGAAAAGGAAGACAGGAAGUGGCUUCAGAAUUAGAACAAAGCCCAGACGUUGGACUCCCCGUUUGAACCAUUCCCUUAUACUUGAGGAAACAAAUCAUCAGUAAUUUAUUCAUCUGGUUUUACUGUUGUCACUUUUUUUUGCUUAUGGAUUUUAUUCAUAACAAGCUGCCUUCCAAAUGUUAAGUUAAAAUUUUUAAUUUACUGUUCAGAUAUUUAAGUGACUGAAUCCUUUCAGUUAUCAGAUAUGAAUGUGAACAUGACUCAUCCAAAUUCUUGGGGUGGGUUAGUCCUCAUUUCAGAAGACAGUGAUUACUAGAAUGGCAUAAGUCAAAAUAAAUUGUGCAAUUUUAACAUAUAUGAGAAUCAACAAGAAUGGAAAAACUAUUUAAUUACAAACUUAAAAGUUUAGGUUAUAUUUUAGGCUCCAGGAGACAAAUUGCUGUUUUAUGAACACUUCACACAAUCAUCCCAACAUUAUUACUUAUACCUUGCCUUCCAUUCCUGUCUGGUCAGAUUUCAGUAUGAUUAGGAAGAACAGUUUUUUCAAAGUUAUAAUUAUUACUGGAUGAAUUUGAAAUGUGGAUAAAUUUAUUAAAACAAAAGCAUUUCCUAGAAAAUAUCAUUACAUAUGUAAUUCUGUGUCUCUUUAUUUUCUCCUAUCUGACAAGCUACAUUU